AUGGCGGGAAGUGGAUCUCGUGUUGCCAAGAGAUCUCUGAAUGCCUGCACUCGAUGCCGCAGACAGAAGAUCAAGUGUUCCGGAUCUCAACCAUGCGAUGGCUGCAACAAGCGCAAGCUGACUUGUAUCUUCGAUGAUCGCGACCAGAAGAUUCUCGUCACUAAAGGGUAUAUCGAUGAGUUGCAGCAAAAACUUGCGAAGCUGCAGCAAAAUGAACACACAGAUACCGUUCAUGUCCCUGUGCCACUUAGUCCCGACUAUGUAGAUGACAGGUCCCCUGACCCCAAAGAUCAGAAUGAUGCACCGGGAGAACUCGCGAGAUCCUCCAAUGAUAUUUCAGACGUUCAACUUCAGAACGAGCUCGAAGACCCUGCCUCGGGCCUGACAAAUCCGUUAUCAUCGGGGCCACCUGCCUUUAUGUCAGCCGAGAAUGGGCGGACGUUUUAUCUCGGAACAUCAUCAAAUUGGUCAUUUACACGCCGAGUUUUGAGUCUAACCCAUGAACAAAUUUACCAAGAGGCUCUGCCUACCGGCGCUUUAUUGUUCGACGGCGCAACAUAUGAUCUCGGCUGGGACGGGUUGCGGGUCGCUCAAGACCUGGACACCCCAGCUGUACCGACAUUUGACCAUGCAAUGUACCUGAUCAACACAGUCAAGUUUCGCUGUGGACAAAUGUAUCACCUUUUCGACGAAAAUGAGUUUAUGCACAAUCUUCAUGACUUUUAUUCGCAACCCAAGCCGAAUGCGACGGGCGGCUUGUGGUAUAUCCAUUUUCUUCUCGUUCUUGCUUUUGGGAAGGGAUUUGUGAAGCAAAAGUUGCAAGGCAACAAACCUGCCGGCGCAGAAUUUUUUGUGAACGCUCUUCAGUUACUGCCGGACGUCAGUGUUCUCCACCGGGAGCCGAUCGAAUCGACAGAGAUUCUAUGCUGCGUUGCGCUUUACUUGCAAGCCUUGGACUUUCGGUCAUCAGCGCAUAACUAUAUCGGACAGGCGAUGCGAAUGGCGAUGGCGGAGGGUAUGCACACGCAGAUGCCGAUCGAGUAUCUGGGAGAGAACAUGGUCCAGAGAUGCCGCAAAAUUUGGUGGACAGUUUACAUUUUGGACCGCGAAAUGACCUCCCUGAUGGGUCUUCCUCAGUCUCUCAAUGAUGAUCAUAUUGACACUCAGCUCCCCGCAUUUCCCCAUUCCAUACAGCGGACAGCGGCCAUUGGCAUGCACAUCAAACUGUCCAGGAUCAUUGCCGAAAUUAAUAGCACGGUUUAUGCUAUUGAUGGACGCUUGAAUAGGAAUUUCCUCGUGCGGACUAAAACCGCUUUGGCAAAUAUAGCCAGUCUUGCGGACGAACUCCGAGGUUCUUUCCCAUUACUCCUAGAACAAGCAGCAAGCGGGGUUUCCAGGAUCUCCGCUUAUCUUCAUCUCCUUUACCAUCAAUGCAUUAUCCUCGCCACCCGACCGCUCUUAUUUUGCUUCCUGAAGAUACGGUUUGAGUCAUCAGAUCGCUGUUCGGAGGCUUUGAACACAUCCCGAAAUGUGCGCAACUUGAUUCAAAUGUGCAUGGAAUCAUCCCAGCAAAUAAUCAGCAUCCUCCAUAGCCUUCAAUUAGAAGGCCUCCUUGAAACAUUUCUUCCAUUUGACCUUGAGUCUAUUUUCAUCUCCACAGUAGUCCUUCUUAUGGGCCCGGCGAUCGACAUCCGAUGGAACUAUCCAGCAUGGUUGGAAAAGGCAUACACGAUUUUCGAAGAUAUAAUUGAUAGUGGGAAUCUGAUCGCUAAAUUUCGCCGAUCGGAGCUACAACUUCUGGAUGAGUUACUGAGCUGUUUUCCUCAAGAUCAACCACGACGUAUACCAGCUCCAUUCUCCUUUCCUAAUAAUGUCCUCAACCUCCCAGGACCACCUGAUUCCUUGGCAAGCUCCUUCCCUCCUUCCGCACAUGCCUUGGGCCACGAUAUUUUGUCAGAUCAGGGUCCAACGAUCGAGGAUGAAUUUAGCUUUACGAACGGACUCACCGCCGCGCAGAUCAUGGCUGUGGCCGAUUCCAUUGAGAAUAUUGAUACGGAAUGGAUGUCUAACGCAAUGAUUGAACAUAGCAUUUGGUAG
Molecule: messenger RNA, 2097 nt
Organism: Penicillium cinerascens
Lineage: Eukaryota; Fungi; Ascomycota; Eurotiomycetes; Eurotiales; Aspergillaceae
Exons: 8
Coding region: 1-2097 (698 amino acids)
Biological process (GO): DNA-templated transcription; positive regulation of transcription by RNA polymerase II
Cellular component (GO): nucleus
Molecular function (GO): sequence-specific DNA binding; zinc ion binding; DNA-binding transcription factor activity, RNA polymerase II-specific
Source: RefSeq, a predicted model, not a curated record